Meriones unguiculatus (Mongolian gerbil) is the source of this 6943-nucleotide messenger RNA. It is a transcript of the gene Pik3cg, whose product is annotated as phosphatidylinositol-4,5-bisphosphate 3-kinase catalytic subunit gamma. NCBI's taxonomy places the organism in Eukaryota, Metazoa, Chordata, Mammalia, Rodentia, Muridae. The record is from RefSeq and is a predicted model, not a curated record. Gene Ontology annotation, biological process: phosphatidylinositol-3-phosphate biosynthetic process; phosphatidylinositol 3-kinase/protein kinase B signal transduction; cell migration. Gene Ontology annotation, cellular component: phosphatidylinositol 3-kinase complex, class IB; plasma membrane; phosphatidylinositol 3-kinase complex, class IA. Gene Ontology annotation, molecular function: 1-phosphatidylinositol-4-phosphate 3-kinase activity; 1-phosphatidylinositol-3-kinase activity. Bases 297 to 3605 code for a protein of 1102 amino acids. The transcript is spliced from 11 exons.
UAUUUUUGUCUGGAACAAUUGCCGGUUCGAGAUGAGCCAACCAGGGACUGUCUGAAUUUCAUUGUCUCGCUCAGCCUAGACUGUGUGUAUCCGCAAGGUUCCGGCAAGGGCUCGCAGGUUCCGGCAAGGGCUCGCAGGUGCAUUAGUUCUUUCUGCUUUUGUUUGUGAGGAAGGGGGUGGCCGCAGAGCCCAUGACCGGCAGGCUCCGUAGCCUUACAAGCGCAUGCUUGUAAGUGUUUUUGUAAGAGGACAGAGCUGCUUAGUCCCAGACAUGAGGAGAACCAGUCACAUAGGGCAUGGAGCUGGAGAGCUAUGAGCAACCCGUGGUUCUGAGAGAGGACAACCUUCGCCGGCGCCGGAGGAUGAAGCCGCGCAGCGCGGCAGGCAGCCUGUCUUCCAUGGAGCUCAUCCCCAUCGAGUUUGUCCUGCCCACCAGCCAGCGCAUCAGCAAGACGCCGGAAACGGCGUUGCUGCACGUGGCCGGCCAUGGCAACGUGGAGCAGAUGAAAGCUCAGGUGUGGCUGCGCGCGCUGGAAACCAGCGUGGCUGCCGAGUUCUACCACCGCCUGGGCCCGGACCACUUCCUCCUGCUCUACCAGAAGAAGGGACAGUGGUAUGAGAUCUACGACAGGUAUCAGGUGGUGCAGACCCUAGACUGCCUGCACUACUGGAAGAUGAUGCACAAGAGCCCCGGCCAGAUCCACGUGGUACAGCGACACGCCCCUUCCGAGGAGACCCUUGCUUUCCAGAAGCAGCUCACCUCCCUGAUCGGCUACGACGUCACCGACAUCAGCAAUGUUCAUGACGACGAGCUGGAGUUCACUCGCCGCCGUCUGGUCACGCCCCGCAUGGCUGAGGUGGCUGGCCGGGAUGCCAAACUCUAUGCCAUGCACCCUUGGGUGACGUCCAAACCUCUCCCUGACUACCUGUCAAAAAAGAUCGCCAACAACUGCAUCUUCAUCGUCAUCCACCGCGGUACCACCAGUCAAACCGUCAAGGUCUCGGCAGAUGAUACUCCGGGGACCAUUCUCCAGAGCUUCUUCACCAAGAUGGCCAAGAAGAAGUCCCUAAUGAAUAUCCCAGAGAGUCAGGGAGAGCAGGACUUUGUGCUGCGGGUCUGCGGCCGCGAUGAGUACCUGGUGGGCGAAACGCCCCUCAAAAACUUCCAGUGGGUGAGGCAGUGCCUCAAGAACGGAGAUGAGAUCCACCUGGUGCUCGACACGCCUCCGGACCCAGCCCUGGACGAGGUGAGGAAGGAAGAAUGGCCGCUCGUGGACGACUGCACUGGCGUCACCGGCUACCACGAGCAGCUGACCAUCCACGGCAAGGACCACGAGAGCGUGUUCACGGUGUCUCUGUGGGACUGUGACCGGAAGUUCAGGGUCAAGAUCAGAGGCAUCGAUAUCCCUGUCCUGCCUCGGAACACCGACCUCACUGUUUUCGUGGAAGCAAACAUCCAGCAUGGCCAGCAAGUCCUUUGUCAGCGGAGAACCAGCCCGAAGCCCUUCACGGAAGAAGUACUCUGGAAUGUGUGGCUGGAGUUCGGCAUCAAAAUCAAAGACUUGCCCAGAGGGGCCCUGCUGAACCUCCAGAUCUACUGCUGCAAAACUCCAGCCCAGUCCAACAAGGCUUCUGCCGAGUCGCCAGGCUCCGAGUCCAAGGGCAAAGCCCAGCUUCUCUAUUACGUGAACUUGCUGUUAAUAGACCACCGGUUCCUCCUCCGCCACGGGGACUAUGUGCUCCACAUGUGGCAGAUAUCCGGGAAGGCGGAAGAGCAGGGCAGCUUCAACGCCGACAAGCUCACAUCUGCAACCAAUCCUGACAAGGAGAACUCCAUGUCCAUCUCCAUCCUGCUGGACAACUACUGUCACCCGAUAGCCCUGCCUAAGCAUCAGCCCACCCCUGACCCAGAAGGAGAUAGGGUUCGAGCAGAAAUGCCCAAUCAGCUUCGAAAGCAAUUGGAGGCGAUCAUAGCCACGGACCCACUUAACCCCCUCACGGCAGAGGACAAAGAAUUGCUCUGGCAUUUUAGAUAUGAAAGCCUGAAGCAUCCGAAGGCAUACCCUAAGCUGUUCAGCUCGGUGAAAUGGGGACAGCAAGAAAUUGUUGCCAAAACGUACCAGCUGUUAGCCAGAAGGGAGAUCUGGGAUCAAAGUGCUUUGGACGUUGGUUUAACCAUGCAGCUCCUGGACUGCAAUUUUUCAGAUGAAAACGUGAGAGCCAUUGCAGUUCAGAAACUGGAGAGCUUGGAGGAUGAUGACGUCCUACAUUACCUGCUCCAGCUGGUGCAGGCUGUGAAAUUCGAACCAUACCAUGACAGUGCGCUGGCCAGGUUCCUACUGAAGCGUGCCUUAAGAAACAAAAGGAUUGGCCACUUCUUGUUCUGGUUCUUGCGGAGUGAGAUAGCCCAGUCCCGACACUAUCAGCAGAGGUUCGCGGUGAUCUUGGAGGCAUACCUGAGGGGCUGCGGCACAGCCAUGCUGCAGGACUUCACGCAGCAGGUCCAAGUGAUCGAGAUGUUCCAAAAAGUCACCCUGGAUAUCAAGUCGCUCUCUGCAGAGAAGUAUGACGUCAGUUCCCAAGUCAUUUCACAGCUUAAGCAAAAGCUUGAAAACCUGCAGAAUUCGUAUCUCCCCAAGAGCUUUAGAGUUCCCUAUGAUCCUGGACUGAAAGCAGGUACCCUGGUGAUCGAAAAGUGUAAAGUGAUGGCCUCCAAGAAGAAGCCGCUGUGGCUUGAGUUCAAGUGUGCCGACCCCACAGUCCUAUCUAAUGAGACCAUUGGGAUCAUCUUUAAACACGGCGACGAUCUGCGCCAAGACAUGCUGAUCUUACAGAUCCUACGCAUCAUGGAGUCCAUUUGGGAGACAGAAUCUCUGGACCUGUGCCUCCUGCCAUAUGGGUGCAUCUCAACUGGUGACAAAAUAGGAAUGAUCGAGAUUGUGAAGGACGCCACAACAAUCGCUCAGAUUCAGCAAAGCACAGUGGGUAACACCGGGGCGUUCAAGGAUGAAGUCCUGAAUCACUGGCUCAAGGAAAAAUGCCCUAUUGAAGAAAAAUUUCAGGCGGCAGUGGAGAGGUUUGUCUACUCCUGUGCAGGCUACUGUGUGGCCACGUUCGUUCUUGGGAUAGGUGACAGGCACAACGACAACAUUAUGAUCUCAGAGACAGGAAAUCUAUUUCAUAUAGACUUUGGACACAUUCUUGGGAAUUACAAGAGCUUCCUGGGCAUUAAUAAAGAGAGAGUGCCAUUUGUCCUAACCCCGGACUUCUUGUUUGUGAUGGGAACGUCUGGAAAAAAGUCAAGCCCACACUUCCAGAAAUUUCAGGAUGUCUGUGUCAAGGCUUACCUAGCUCUGCGCCACCACACAAACCUUCUGAUCAUCCUGUUCUCCAUGAUGCUGAUGACAGGGAUGCCCCAGCUGACCAGCAAAGAAGACAUUGAGUAUAUCCGGGAUGCCCUCACAGUGGGGAAGAACGAGGAGGAUGCUAAGAAAUAUUUCCUUGAUCAGAUUGAAGUCUGCAGGGACAAAGGAUGGACCGUGCAGUUUAACUGGUUCCUACAUCUUGUUCUUGGCAUCAAACAAGGAGAGAAACACUCCGCUUAAUAUUUGGUGCUAGGGCCAAAAGCAAUUUUGUGUUCUAAAGCUUUUAAAUCAGCAUGUCAGUCAUCAGUCUUAGUAUUAAAAUGCAAUAGGACUCUCCGAACGCUGCACUUCAGAAAUACAGCUCUUUUCCCCAGCUGAACUCUUCACUGGAGGAAAAAAAAAAAAAAAAAACUUGGCAUUACUGAUGGUUCAGUUAAUAUUCAGCAUGAGGCUUCCCCCCGUCUCACCCCAAGCUCCAUGAUGCUGGAGAAUAGUCUAAGUUUAAGUGGCUUAGAAUAUUCUUGCUUACUAUGCCUGAUGAUCUUGUAUUGAGUAUCUCUGAAGGUUCCUUAGUAGAAUAACUGCUGAUACCUGUUGUCAGAUGUGUUCUCCAUGCAUUCUGGCUCUCCUUUUGUUCUUUAAGCUCUUGGCAGAAAAGGGUGCAAGUAUUGCCAUGCCCUGAUGCAUUCUUUAAAGGAUGUUUCUGAGUGUCCCCCCUGUGCCCACAGAUGUUGGUGCAGGUUAGCUGUUGGAGCGCCUUCAGCUAGUCUCACACAGUGUGCAGCGAAGACACAGAUGCCGAACACAAACCUGGAGCCUGAGCCUCGACCCUCCGCUGCUGCUGUGGCUCCAGGGUUAUGGGUAUGAAAAAGUAAGACCUUUGCCAAGGGUGAAAAACCUAGCACUACCAGCAUCAUCUUCUCCAGCACACACGGGAGGUCACUAACCAGACCCUCUGAUGCCCGCAGAUGCCAUCUUUCCCCUUUGCCCUGCCUCCCUUCUUCCUGCCCCAUCACCUCCCACAGUUCUUCCUGGACUUCUGGAAUCCUCGUAGACAGCUCAAAAUGACUUGAAAAAGAACAUCUACUCUAGGCUCAGGAGAAUUAUAGGUACUUAUUUGUGGAGCUGCUCCAUAGAUUUUUUAAAGUAUAUUAUUAAAAUAUGGAUUCCAAAAAUAUUAGUUUCUAAAUACUUUAAUUUUACAUUUUGAAUCUGAACAGGUUUUUUUCUUUAUUUUAAUAAAGACACCUGCUAUCAAAUGUAUUCUCAGCUUAUAUACUCAUUUUUUUUUUUUUUAGUUUAAAGGACUUUUAAAUUUUGAAGCAUUCCAGAGUUCCUGAAGAUGGUUCAAUUGAACCAUCUUUCUUUAAAGUAUUUUCUCAUUUCUUAAAUAGUAUGCUGUUUGUUAUCAAUGUUGGUCUACCUUCGUGAGAAGUCAGUAAAUUAUUUAAUAAAAUGCCUACCAUUAAUUCCAUAGAAAGAACUAUGUCAGUAAUACCCAUAUUUAAAUAUAAUCAGAGGUAACUUUUUCUGAUUCUUAAAUUUUCAAAACAGACAUUUUAAUUAGAUGGAGCUCAGCCUGCCUUUUAUGUGUGCAGAAGCCAGGUAGCACCUCAUUCUUGCUGCAGAUAAGAAUCAUCAGGGACACUUUCAAAGUGACCUUGCCUUUUUAAAUUACCUCACUUUCAGAUUAUAGUUUCAUCAGUGGGCACAGUUUUCUAAGGACUCUAAUGGAGUUCUAAUAUACAUGCAGCAGACGGAGCCUUACAUGGCCUUGAAGGCAUAAGUAACCAUGCCUCCUUGCCCACUGGGCCCUCCCUGGCUCAGAGCUAUCUACAAAAACCCUCCUCAUCCCUAACAACCAGCUGUUUUAAAGUCAUGCUGUCUCCUGUUACAGAGGGCCAUGCCCUGUGCUGAAACUGUGUUUCUCUCUAUGACUGGAAGUUAGAUAUUUCAUGGGUCUUCUGGGCCGUGUUUCCCACUAAUCUAAGCAAAAUAAAAGUGGUGCGUUCUAAUUCUAAAUAGGAAGUAUUCCUAUGCUUCCAAAGAACCACACACAGACUUUGUGUUUCAUUUGAAUUGCUGAAAUGGUGAUCUUUUGAUGAUAAAACAAUUACAGAGAAUAUCUAUAUUUAGCUUUUGACACCACAUGUAUACAUGUUAGUUCUUUAUAAAGGAGCUGAAAUAUAUAGCCACAUAGACUGGGUUUCAUUCUUCCAUUUUCCAAAGAAUGCAAUUUCAACUCCUUAAAAUUUUAUGUUAGCAAAAAUCACCUUCACAUGCUUGCUGCCUUCCCAUAGUUCCAGUGAAUGAUAUAUCUCAGUGAUUUCUACCUUGGAAAGUAUUUUAGCCUGCCCCUGUGUAAACACCAAUAUCUCUACCUUCAGUGCUAAGUGAAGUAAACACAGGUCACAGGUCAGAUGAGUCAGGUCAAAGCAACCUAUGUGUGUAUCUAAGACUAGUCAAAAAAUGACACAAAGUUGCUGUUGUAGACUUGGUUUACCAUGACUGCACUUCGCUGGCUUUGGUGAUGGUCUGAAAAACUCAGAAAGACUUUAUGGAUAAAAUAUAUCCACUAGGAAAAAACUCUUGAUUUGCAAAUAAAUUAAGUAUAAUAAGUGUAUCUUUUUCAGGAGAUGGGUUGUUUCAUUUUUGCUAGUUCUUUGAGAAUUGUGUACAAUGAAUUUUGACCAUAUGCACCGACUCCCUCGACUUCUCCCAGAGUCACACCCCACUUUCUUACCCACCCAACUGUGUCCUCUUUUUUUUUUUUCUUUUCUUUUUUCCAUCCAUCAGUGGCAACACCCUUAAAGAAAACUUCUUCUCCCAGCCACUAUCCAUUGCCAACAGUUCUUGGCUAGAGGCAGACUGCAUAUCCACCUCUCCUCUCCAUGCUGGGAUUUGAUGUCGUUGGGGCUUUCACGGGCUUUGAUCGUAACUGCUGAGUUCAUAGCGCUGCUACCCUGAGUCCAGGAGAUGCUGAACCUCUGUCUCUUACAGUCCCUCGCAUCCCUCUUCCGGUGUUUGCCGAGGCUCAGGAGGGGAGGGUGCAGUGCAGAUAUUUGGGUGGGGCUGAGCGUUCUACUCUCUGGCCCACAGCCGGUUGUGGGUUUCGGUGGUGGUUGUCCUCUCCUGUAGGUAGACACGUCUCUCAUGUGGGUGGAGGGAUAUGCUAAUCUAGGGGUAUAACAGUAAGUCGUUCAGAGUCGGGUGUGGGAAUUCUGGAGCAUGAUUUGGAAUUCCUUAGUCCUGCAGUGAUGAUGGCUGAUUACGCUUUUAAAUACGAAAUUAGGAAACACAUUUCUGAAAUUACUAGCAGUUAUGUUGGCAAUACAAAGAAAAUAAGCUGGGGUUUCUUUAAAGAUUCUGAUGGCUUAUUUCUAAAUUUAUCCAACCUAAUAAUUCUGGUGAACCCAUUCGAUUCUAGCGCUAGUGCUUGCUCACAUGUUUUCGAAGGCUCAUUUCAGGACAGGUGCCAGGGAACUCUAAAGCCCAUGUGUGGCUUGCCCUCGCUGAAAGCUAAGAUGGUAUCCUGUAUUUUAAACACAAAUGUUAAUUUAAAUAAAAUAAGAGUUUGA